This is a messenger RNA of Lepus europaeus (European hare), 3997 nucleotides long. RefSeq names its product adenylate cyclase 4 (gene ADCY4). Gene Ontology annotation, molecular function: adenylate cyclase activity. Bases 81 to 3341 code for a protein of 1086 amino acids. The transcript is spliced from 26 exons. Gene Ontology annotation, biological process: adenylate cyclase-activating G protein-coupled receptor signaling pathway; intracellular signal transduction; adenylate cyclase-inhibiting G protein-coupled receptor signaling pathway. Gene Ontology annotation, cellular component: plasma membrane. The record is from RefSeq and is a predicted model, not a curated record. NCBI's taxonomy places the organism in Eukaryota, Metazoa, Chordata, Mammalia, Lagomorpha, Leporidae.
GCGAGUUCGGGAGAGAGGGGGAACACGCGGCUGCUUGGCGUCAACGGCAAGUCGUGUCCCGCCCGGUGGCCGCGGCCACCAUGGCGCGCCUCUUCAGCCCCCGGCCGCCCCCCAGCGACGACCUCUUUUACGAGACCUACUACAGCCUGAGCCAACAGUACCCGCUACUGCUGCUGCUGCUGGGGAUCGUGCUGUGCGCGCUCGUGGCGCUGCUCGCCGUCGCCUGGGCCAGCGGCAGGGAGCUGAUCGCAGACCCGAGCUUCCUAAGCACCGUGCUGUGCGCGCUGGGCGGCUUCUCGCUGCUGCUGGGCCUGGCUUCCCGUGAGCAGCGACUGCAGCGCUGGACGCGCGCCCUGUCCGGCCUCGUGUGGGCCGCGAUGCUAGCGCUCGGCCACGGCUUCCUGUUCACAGGGGGCGUGGUGAGCGCCUGGGACCAGGUGUCCUUUUUCCUCUUCGUCAUCUUCACGGUGUAUGCCAUGCUGCCCUUGGGGAUGAGGGACGCCGUCGCCGCAGGCCUGGCCUCUUCGCUCUCGCACCUGCUGGUCCUAGGGCUGUACCUUGGGCCGCAGCCGGAUUCGCGGCCGGCGCUGCUGCCGCAGCUUGCAGCCAACGCAGUGCUCUUCGUGUGUGGGAACGCGGUGGGGGUGUACCACAAAGCGCUGAUGGAGCGUGCCCUGCGCGCCACCUUCCGCGAGGCGCUCAGCUCCCUGCAGUCGCGCCGGCGGCUGGACACCGAGAAGAAGCACCAGGAACACCUGCUGUUGUCCAUCCUUCCUGCCUACCUGGCCAGGGAGAUGAAGGCAGAGAUCAUGGCUCGGCUGCAGGCUGGACAGGGGUCCCGGCCAGAGAGCACCAACAACUUCCACAGCCUCUAUGUCAAGAGGCACCAGGGAGUCAGCGUGCUGUAUGCUGACAUCGUGGGCUUCACCAGGCUGGCCAGUGAGUGUUCCCCCAAGGAGCUGGUGCUCAUGCUCAACGAGCUCUUUGGAAAAUUCGACCAGAUCGCCAAGGAGCACGAAUGCAUGCGGAUCAAGAUCCUAGGGGACUGCUACUACUGUGUCUCCGGGCUGCCAGUCUCCCUGCCGGACCACGCUGUCAACUGCGUACGCAUGGGGCUGGACAUGUGCCGGGCCAUCAGGAAACUGCGGGCAGCCACUGGUGUGGACAUCAACAUGCGUGUGGGCGUGCACUCGGGCAGCGUGCUUUGCGGAGUCAUCGGCCUGCAGAAGUGGCAGUACGAUGUCUGGUCCCAUGAUGUCACACUGGCCAACCACAUGGAGGCAGGCGGCGUGCCAGGACGAGUGCACAUCACGGGGGCCACGCUGGCUCUGCUGGCCGGGGCUUAUGCCGUGGAAGACGCAGCCAUGGAACACCGGGACCCGUACCUUCGAGAGCUAGGGGAGCCCACCUACCUGGUCAUUGAUCCCCGGGCCGAGGAGGAGGACGAGAAGGGCACAGCAGGAGGGUUGCUGUCCUCUCUCGAGGGCCACGAGCUGCUGCGUCCGUCUCUGCUGAUGACCCGCUACCUGGAGUCGUGGGGUGCAGCCAAGCCUUUUGCCCACCUGAGCCACAUAGACAGCCCUGUGUGCACCUCCACCCCUCUCCCGGAGAAGGCCUUGGCUUCCUUCAGCCCCCAGUGGAGCCUGGACCGGAGCCGUACCCCCCGGGGCCUAGACGAUGAGCUGGACACCGGGGAUGCCAAGUUUUUCCAGGUCAUCGAACAGCUCAACUCUCAGAAACAGUGGAGGCAGUCGAAGGACUUCAACCCACUGACGCUCUACUUCAGAGAGAAGGAGAUGGAGAAGGAGUACCGUCUCUCCGCACUCCCUGCCUUCAAGUACUAUGCAGCCUGCACCUUCCUGGUUUUUCUCUCCAACUUCAUCAUCCAGAUGCUGGUGACAGACAGGCCCCCAGCUCUGGCCAUCACCUACAGCAUCACCUUCCUCCUCUUCUUCCUCCUGCUCUUCAUCUGCUUCUCAGAGCACCUGACGAAGUGUGUCCUGAAGGGCCCCAAGAUGCUGCACUGGCUGCCCGCACUGUCCGGCCUGGUGGCCACACGCCCUGGACUGCGAGUGGCCCUGGGCACCGCCACCAUUCUCCUCGUCUUCAUCAUGGCCAUUACCAGCCUGUUCUUCCUACCAGCCUCGCUGGACUGUCCACCCUGGGCUCCCAAUGUGUCCUCCGCGGCUUUCAACCUCUCCUGGCAGCUCCCUGGGUCCCUGCCUCUCAUCAGCGUCCCAUACUCCAUGCACUGCUGCGUGCUGGGCUUCCUGUCCUGCUCCCUCUUUCUGCACAUGAGCUUCGAACUCAAGCUGCUGCUGCUGCUGCUCUGGCUCGUGGCCUCCUGCUCCCUCUUCCUGCACUCCCACGCCUGGCUGUCCGACUGCCUCAUCGCCCGCCUCUACGUGGGACCCUUGGACUCCAGGCCGGGGGUGCUGAAGGAGCCCAAGCUGAUGGGAGCCAUCUCCUUCUUCAUCUUCUUCUUCACCCUCCUUGUCCUGGCUCGGCAGAAUGAGUAUUACUGCCGCCUGGACUUCCUGUGGAAGAAGAAGCUGAGGCAAGAGCGCGAGGAGACAGAGAUGAUGGAGAAUCUGACCCGGCUGCUCCUGGAGAACGUGCUCCCUGCACACGUGGCCCCCGAGUUCAUUGGCCAGAAACGGCGCAACGAGGACCUCUACCACCAGUCCUACGAGUGUGUUUGUGUCCUCUUCGCCUCCAUCCCAGACUUUAAGGAGUUCUACUCGGAAUCCAACAUCAACCACGAAGGGCUCGAGUGUCUGCGGCUCCUAAAUGAGAUCAUUGCUGAUUUCGAUGAGCUGCUCUCCAAGCCCAAGUUCAGCGGGGUGGAGAAGAUCAAAACCAUCGGCAGCACCUACAUGGCAGCCACAGGCUUAAAUGCCACCUCUGGCCAGGAUGCACAACAGGUCCAGCCACAGGCCCACUGCCAGGAUGCUGAGCGAAGCUGCAGCCACCUUGGCACCAUGGUGGAAUUUGCAGUGGCCCUGGGGUCUAAGCUGGACGUCAUCAACAAGCACUCGUUCAACAACUUCCGCCUGCGUGUGGGGCUGAACCACGGACCAGUAGUGGCUGGAGUCAUUGGGGCCCAGAAGCCACAAUACGACAUCUGGGGCAACACGGUGAACGUGGCCAGCCGCAUGGAGAGCACCGGAGUCCUGGGCAAAAUCCAGGUGACUGAGGAGACAGCCCAGGCCCUGCAGUCGCUGGGCUACACCUGCUGCAUUCGGGGCAUCAUCAAGGUCAAAGGCAAAGGGCAGCUGCGCACCUACUUCCUGAACACGGACUUGACUCGAACUGGGCCUCCCUCAGCCACCCUGGGCUGAGACGCCUCCUCCAGGAUCUUCCACGAAAAGGCUCUGAGACAUCUGAAGCCAGCUGCUGAUAGAGCUGGAGGCAGCCUCCUCCUUACCUGCCAGCAGGGCGGUUUUUUCCCCAGGCCAAACUGAGCAUGCUGGAGAGCAAUUCUUUUUCACGAGCUCAAGAGAGAUCGGCCUCAGUCUCGCUACCAGCCUGCUUCCACUCUUCUGUACACCUUGGAAGCAUAAAGAAUUUUAGCCACAUAACUUAAAAGUCUGUCCUCUGCUGCGCCCCACCCACAAACAUCGGAAGGAAUCUCCAAGGAAAUAUCAGUUCACCUUUAUUCAUGCAGCAAACGCCAAAGAAGCACCUAUCAUAUGCUUGCGAUGAAGAAGAGACAAGGGGCGGAGGAAUAGCUCGGGUGCCCCGUCCCCCCAAGUUGUACCUGCUGUCCUCAGAUUGGCCAGCCACGCUUUGCAGUAAGGAGCUGUGGGCAAUGUGGGUGUGCUGUCCUCGGGUCACCGGAUGGCCUCCUUCCUUGCUUUGCAGCCUUCUGCAUAGAUGCUGACACUUCUAUGUGUCUUGAAGCACGGGGAUGUUUCGUUUUCACCUGCUCCUAUUUUGGAGGUCCAUGGGAGGCAGUUUAAUAACCAAGUUGUGUUGCAGAUGUUGUACGUGGAUU